Messenger RNA from Vollenhovia emeryi, 1658 nucleotides. RefSeq names its product trafficking protein particle complex subunit 4 (gene Trs23). Gene Ontology annotation, biological process: endoplasmic reticulum to Golgi vesicle-mediated transport. The coding region runs from base 851 to 1504 and encodes 217 amino acids. The record is from RefSeq and is a predicted model, not a curated record. Gene Ontology annotation, cellular component: TRAPP complex. Lineage: Eukaryota; Metazoa; Arthropoda; Insecta; Hymenoptera; Formicidae. The transcript is spliced from 5 exons.
AUUCACUGUCAGUACUGAAACUGUAUCUUCUUCUUCUUCUUUAUCUCGUUCUGGCUCCCGGCUCCGUUUCUGAGCCGACACGACCACGACGACUGAAACUGUAUAGUAUACGUGACGUAAACUAUAGAUUUUCAGUACUGGCAGUAAAUAUCGGAACGGUGCAGCCAGUUCAGCUACAAAGAACAGACUCCAAGUUGUUAUCAUCGGAUUAAUAGAAGUCUGUGUUGUUAUCCACUUUGUCAAAAUGCGGGCUAUUUAUAAAACCUGGUGAAUAUACUUAUUGUCAGUUCUUGUAACGUGUAAACGUAAAAACUGCAAGCUUUGAAACAUAACGAGGAUAUAAAAGUGAAUAGGAACGAUUCAGGCACAGGGUUAUAUCAGGUCCAGAAGUUUGUCAUAUUUGCGUUAGAUUUUGACGAAAAGUAUGUUCGAUGUCUCUGCGCACGAAGAACAAAACAUUAUGAAAAUUAGUGAAUGUUAAAUACGAUGCUCGUUCUGAGAUUACAAAAUCUGUCGCACUGACGUAUAUAGACGUGUAAACAGCAUUCGAAUAACACAGGCCCACGAAAAAAGUACCCUGUACCGGAGUUCUGACUAGGCUGCUCUUGCCCAGAUUUGACUAUUCGAGAAGUAAAGCGAGCUAAAUUGGAUGGAUCUUUUCAUAAGAAAUAGCAAACCCAAUCUAAAGUUAUGCGCUUAAUUCAUCAGUUUAUUUUGAUGUGGUGUAAUUUAAUAUCGAAACAUCAUUUUUAAUGAUUAUUUUACAAGUAACUUGCAGAACUAAAAAGCAACGUAUGUCAGUUGAUUUAAGCAACAAAUUCAAGAUAUAUAAAUAGAAAAAAAACGCAGAAUGGUGAUAUACGGCGUUUAUAUUGUAUCCAAGUCUGGCGGCUUGAUCUUCAACCAUGACCAUAAUGUUCCAAAAAUUGAAGUUGAAAAAUCCUUUAAUUUUCCACUGAAUAUUAAAUUAAAUUAUGAAAAUAAGAAAAUAGUGGUGUCUUUUGGGCAAAGGGAUGGAAUACAUGUGGGACAUGUAUUGACGUAUGUGAAUGGAAAUGCAAUCACAGGGCGUGAACUUGAAGAUGGAAGGGAUAUCCUGGAGAUGUUGGAGCAACCGGAAAAUUUUCCUAUAACAUUAAAGUUUAGUCGGGCAAAAAUGACGACAAACGAAAAGAUAUUUUUAGCUUCGAUGUUCUAUCCUCUUUUCGCGAUAGCAAGCCAACUCAGCCCGGAACUACGAAGUUCCGGGAUUGAAAUUCUCGAAGCGGACACGUUUCGUUUAUAUUGCUUUCAAACAUUAACGGGCAUUAAAUUUAUGAUAGUAGCGGAGCCUUCGCAGCCAGGCAUGGAAAUUUUGUUAAAGAGAGUGUACGAUUUGUAUGCGGAUUAUGCGCUAAAAAAUCCAUUUUACGCGCUGGAAAUGCCAAUUCGAUGCGAAUUAUUCGAAACUAAUUUACAGACAUUGCUGGAAACGGUAGAGAAAUCUGGAAUAAGCAACGUUUAGUUUAUAUUUACAUGUAAGUUAUUAAUAAAUUUACACUAACGAAGUGUAUGUAAGAAAAUAACAAUUUUUUAAAAUUACCCUUUUUAUUCUGCUAUGUAAAGUGUAAUUCUAUCAAUAAUAAUUAGAGCAAAUUCAAGUUCGUUUAUAUAUUAUA